AUGUCAUUCUCGUGGCAAACGAUAGAAUUUCUGUCUGUCUGUUUUGCUAUCAUUUUGAUUAUCUUGUUAACAGUUGGCGGUAAUCUUGUUGUUUUAUUUGCCUUUUGUAAUGAUCCACAUCUUUUAACACCAUCGAAUAAUUUUCUUCUUUCAAUGGCUAUCGCUGAUCUACUUGUCGGUCUAGUUGGUAUGCCGUUUUAUGCAUACGCACAAAUGAAAGAUUCCUGGCCAUUCGGUGAACUUUUCUGCAAGAUUUGGAUCACAAUUGAUGACGUUGUCACAAUGGCAAGUGUUCUCUCGAUCGUCGCGAUCACCAUUGAACGUUACUGGAGUAUUAAUCAUAGUGUACAUUACCGUCGUCAUACAACAAAGACACGCAUACGAUUAUUCUCCAUAUUAAUCUGGCUCAUUCCAUUUCUGAACUUUGCACCUGGUAUAUGGCUAUUGAAAUCAACCGAACAAACGAGUGCAUCGAUUCUAGUCGAUAAUGAUACUAAUAGGACGAAUUACGAAUGUAUCGGUGCUUAUCAUUCACAUACAGUCUAUUUAAUCAUGUCACAAAUCAAUUUCUUUGCUUGGCCAUUAGUUGUUAUUAUCGUUCUCAAUGUUCUCAUCGUUGUUAAUCUUUAUAAACGAUCACAUCGUUUUCCUGGUUUUGUCAGUUUCCGAGUGCUACAACACAGACAACCACCACCACCAUCAAAACGGCAUCGUUCGAGUUCGUUGAGAGAACAAUGUCGUCAGAAAAUUGAAAUAGAAGACGUACAACAACAACAACAGCAGCAGCUGCACCAACACCCACAAAAGAUUAACCAUAAUCCACAAAUAACAACAGUUAUUAAUGGAACCAACUGUUAUCAAACAAAUAAAAUCGAUUUCGAACAAAACAAUAUCAAUCAUGUCGAUGAAAGACAGUCUGCUAGUCGAGAUAUAAGCGAUGUUCCAAAUGAAGAUGGUUCAAUUGAACUUCAGGAACUUCCGUCGAUGGAAUUACAUACUAAACAGCCGAAAAACUUCUAUUUCCGUAUUAGACAAGCGUUUUUAUCGAAUGGAACUUCAACGAUUACACCGCCGAGUGAACGUCGAUCGUCCAAAUCGACGCAAACAUUAUGUUUAAAGUCCAAAACCAAAUCUAAACCAAGAGAUAAUUCAAUCACCGUUUGGCGUCACAAUUCGGUCAAUAUUCCUCUUUCCGAGCUACCGAACACGGCCGCCAACAAUCUGGCGACGACCGGUGCAGGUGAACAACGUACUGUUCGACGUUUAAGACGGGAUAAACGUGCGGCGACAUCACUCUUCACCUUAGUACUCGUAUUUAUGAUAUUUCUGUUGCCUUAUGUAUUCGUCGUUGUUGUUGGACGAAUAUUUUCACUUGAAAUCCUGACUGAUACACGUGGACAAGUUUAUUCUGCAUCAUUUUGGCUUUUAUGGCUUAAUUCAACCAUCAAUCCCAUUCUUUAUCCAUUCAUUCAACCACGUUUUCGUGAAGCGUAUAGAAAACUUUUUGUAAGAUUCACCAGACGACAACGACGCCUAGCUGCAUUGAUCGUGGACAUACAACGCGGAAAAUAA
Adineta ricciae is the source of this 1572-nucleotide messenger RNA. The record is from the annotation of a GenBank genome assembly. NCBI's taxonomy places the organism in Eukaryota, Metazoa, Rotifera, Eurotatoria, Adinetida, Adinetidae.